CCUCCAGUCAAUUGAAUUGAACUUUGACUCCCGCAAUAAGGCGGCGGGGUAGUUGACUUUCGACUAUUCAGCAACACUACAGUUAACGACAAUGGAGCACAAUUUUGAACCUCUCAAGAACGACCUGUUGCUGCGGGCGGCAUGGGGUCAGAAAGUUGAGCGUCCUCCCAUGUGGGUGAUGCGACAGGCCGGACGAUACCUCCCCGAGUACCAUGAGGCCAAGGGCAAGCGCGACUUCUUCGAGUGCUGCCGCGACCCCGAGGUCGCCUCGACGAUCACCUUGCAGCCCGUCGAGCGAUACACCGGACUCCUCGAUGCCGCCAUCAUCUUUUCCGACAUCCUCGUCAUCCCGCAGGCCAUGGGCAUGGUCGUCGAGAUGGUGGACAAGAAGGGCCCGCACUUCCCGAGCCCGCUCAAGACACCCGACGACGGGCAAUACGGUCAGGUGCUCGCGCGUGACGUCGACGUCGCCGCUGAACUGGGCUAUGUCUACGACGCCAUUACCCUGACGCGCAAGAAGCUUGCUGGCCAGGUCCCCCUGAUUGGCUUCUGUGGCGCGCCCUGGACUCUCUUCUGUUACAUGGUCGAGGGCGGCGGCACUAAGCUGUUUGCGCAAGUCAAGACUUGGAUCUACAAGUAUCCCGAGGAGUCCAAGAAGUUGCUGAGCAAGAUUGCCGACAUCUGCGUGGACCACUUGGCGCUGCAGGUCAAGGCCGGAGCACAGCUGGUGAUGGUCUUUGAUUCCUGGGCCGGGGAGCUGGGCCCCUCGUCGUACCGUCAAUUCUCGGAGCCUUACCUGGCGCAUAUUGCCGACAAGCUGCCCGCUAAGUUGCAGAGCCUCGGCUUGGAGCGUGUGCCCAUGACCGUGUUCCCCAAGGGUGCCUGGUAUGCGCUCGACUCUGCUUGCAACCUGGGCUACAACGUGGUGGGGUUGGACUGGCUGCAUGAUGCCAAGGACGCCGUCAAGAUCCGAGGCGACCGCAAUAUUGUGCUCCAGGGUAACGCCGACCCCGGCGUUUUGUACGGCACCAAGGAGGGCAUCACGGCUGCGGUGCAGGAGAUGGUUGAUGGAUUCUGGGUGGGCAACAAGGGAUGGAUCGCCAAUCUUGGCCAUGGAAUCACCCCUGGUGUUCAUCCAGACAACCUCAAGCACUUUUUCGAGGAGGUCCACCGGCUGACGAAGAACUAAGCGGGUCAUGCAUGAGCAAUUGAGAGCAGGGGAGGAAAGAAGGUAGGAAGAGGCUCUGCUAUCAGACGAUGGAGUGACGUCCUGUCGCCUUAUCUGAUAUACUGCUAUGUUGGGUUGGGAACCAAUCACACAUCACCGGGCAAGAUAAACAAAAGAGGGGUUCAAGAAUAUAUAAAUGCCGUCGUGUAAUAGUAUAGA
Molecule: messenger RNA, 1387 nt
Organism: Ilyonectria robusta
Lineage: Eukaryota; Fungi; Ascomycota; Sordariomycetes; Hypocreales; Nectriaceae
Product: Uroporphyrinogen decarboxylase
Exons: 5
Coding region: 92-1189 (365 amino acids)
Biological process (GO): heme biosynthetic process
Cellular component (GO): cytosol
Molecular function (GO): uroporphyrinogen decarboxylase activity
Source: RefSeq, a predicted model, not a curated record